AUGGGGGUGAUGUAUGGCAUCCUGUGCAUGGAUUAUUCCACUGUGCAGUGGGACGACUUCACCGCCCUGGAGAAAAGCAGCAUCGUGUACGUGGGGAUGAUGCUGGGAGCCUUCUUCUGGGGGGGCAUGUCAGACAAGGUGGGCCGCAGACAGUGCCUGCUCAUCUGCAUGUCCAUGAACGGCUUCUUCGCCUUCCUGUCCUCCUUCGUCCAGGGCUACGGUGUCUUCCUGCUCUGCCGCAUAGUGGCAGGCUUCGGGAUAGGGGGCGCUGUUCCCAUCGUGUUCUCCUUCUUUGCAGAGGUGCUCUCCAGGGAGAAGAGAGGGGAGCACCUGAGCUGGCUGUGCAUGUUCUGGAUGAUCGGAGAGAUCUAUGCCUCGGCCAUGGCCUGGGCCAUCAUCCCUCACUAUGGUUGGAGUUUCAGUAUGGGUUCGGCCUAUCAGUUCCACAGCUGGAGGGUGUUUGUGGUGGUGUGCGCCCUGCCGUGCGUCUGUGCCGUCGUGUCCCUGACCUUCAUGCCAGAGAGUCCCCGCUUCUACCUCGAGGUGGGGAAGCACGAUGAGGCCUGGAUGAUCCUCAAGCAAAUCCACGACACCAACAUGAGGGCGCGUGGGCAGCCCGAGAAAGUCUUCACGGUGAACAGAAUUAAGAUCCCCAAGCAGAUGGAUGAGCUUGUGGAGAUGGAGUCUGAGACUGCCAAUCCAGUGUCCAAGGUUUUCUUCAGGUGCAAGACUGAGAUCAAAGGGAUCUGGCUGAACCUCAUGAAAUGUUUCAACUACCCCCUCCGGGAGAGCAGCAUGAGGCUGGCUAUCGUGUGGUUCACGUUGUCCUUUGGAUACUACGGCCUGUCCGUGUGGUUUCCUGACGUUAUCAAGCACCUGCAGGCGGACGACUACGCCUCCAAGGUGAAGACCCACAGCAACGAGCACAUCGAGGACUUCACCUUCAACUUCACCCUGGAGAACCAGAUCCACUCCAACGGGCUCUUUGUAAACGACAGGUUCCUCCAUAUGAAGCUGAGGUCAGUCACCUUCAUUGACUCCACGUUCCGCAACUGCUACUUCGACGACGUCACGUCCGUGGGGUCCAUCUUCCGGAACUGCACCUUCAUCGAAACGCUGUUCUUCAACACGGAUAUCGACGACUCCAAGUUGAUUGAUGGAACGGAGGUGAUCAACAGUACCUUCACACACAACAAGACGGGCUGUCAGAUGACGUUCGACGAUGACUACAGCGCCUACUGGGUCUACUUCAUCAACUUCCUGGGGACGCUGGCUGUUCUGCCCGGCAACAUCGUCUCAGCUCUGCUCAUGGAUAAGAUUGGACGUUUGUCCAUGUUAGGGGGCUCCAUGAUCCUGUCAGGGAUCAGCUGUUUCUUUCUGUGGUUCGGCACCAGUGAGUCCAUGAUGAUCUUCAUGCUGUGCCUUUAUAACGGUCUGAGUAUCUCAGCCUGGAACUCUCUAGAUGUGGUCACCACCGAGUCCUAUCCUACAGACAGGAGAGGGACAGGGUUUGGCUUCUGUAACGCCCUGUGUAAGCUGGCAGCCGUGCUGGGGAACCUGAUCUUCGGCUCUCUGGUGGGCAUCACCAAGGCCAUCCCCAUCCUCAUGGCCUCCUCCGUGCUGGUGUGCGGAGGCCUGGUGGCUCUCCGUCUGCCCGACACCCGCUCCAACGUCCUCAUGUAGCCCGGGCGUGGCUCUCCUCGUCUGGGCAAGACCCGGACCAAGCCUGGGGAGGACGGAAGGGUGGUGCAAAGGGCCUGGAUCAGUUGUGCCGUAUGCAGUUUUCUGAGAUAACAAGACUGAGAUUUGAUUUGUAGCUUCCGUGCUCUGGGAAAGGGUAUAGUUCAGUCAUAUUGAAAAUAAUCGUUCUUCAUAAAGCAGUAUCGGUCAUAAAUAUGAUUUUCUCUUUUCUGUCCUCACCUAUCGUGGGGGACUGGAAGACAAGCUCUAACAAACAAGUCAUUUAUUUAGUAAAUGUAUCACUUGAGGACAACCCAAUACUACCGAAACAUGUCCCUCUAUAUUAUGUAGUUGUAUAGUGGUUGUACACGAUGAGAAUAACUCCAUAUCGUCAGUGGCAAGGUGAAAAUGUAUAGAGAGAGACUGCUGUAGGCCGCGUUGAACUGUGUGAGCAUCACAUCAACAGAUAGCUCGAGUGUUGAGUGACUGCGGGUGGUUGGAGCUGUGCACAUUGACACGGGUCUUAUUCGAGCCAAACCAGAUGGAGGGGCGAGACGUAAACAAGCUGUAAUGAGCCCAGCUAGCCUGCUG
This is a messenger RNA of Osmerus eperlanus (European smelt), 2271 nucleotides long. RefSeq names its product synaptic vesicle glycoprotein 2Ca (gene sv2ca). Gene Ontology annotation, molecular function: transmembrane transporter activity. NCBI's taxonomy places the organism in Eukaryota, Metazoa, Chordata, Actinopteri, Osmeriformes, Osmeridae. Gene Ontology annotation, biological process: chemical synaptic transmission; transmembrane transport. The transcript is spliced from 12 exons. The coding region runs from base 1 to 1683 and encodes 560 amino acids. The record is from RefSeq and is a predicted model, not a curated record. Gene Ontology annotation, cellular component: synaptic vesicle membrane.